Rhizophagus irregularis DAOM 181602=DAOM 197198 is the source of this 450-nucleotide messenger RNA. RefSeq lists its product as uncharacterized. Lineage: Eukaryota; Fungi; Glomeromycota; Glomeromycetes; Glomerales; Glomeraceae. The record is from RefSeq and is a predicted model, not a curated record.
AUGACAAUAAUUUUAAUUUUAAAUAAUAAUAAAAUAUUUAUCACCUUUUUAGUUGGUUUGAUUAUAUCGAACAUUGGUGGAUUCUUCAGUUCUUUAUCUGGAAUUUAUGUAUUUUUAUUCGGAGCAUCUAAAUUAGCACCAUGGGGAUUUUUGCAAACAAGUUUGUUUAAUUGCCUAUGUACAGGGUACCGAAGAGAAUUCGUAAGGAAACUUAAAAACAGAUACGAAACAAUUCCAUUCGUCAGUGGAAGAAUUAAAAAUGUUACUUUGGAAGAACGUAUUCAAAGUAUCGAAAAAUUGCUUGAAGAAUAUUAUCUUAAUACGGAUUUUUUGAAUUUAUUAUUAGAGGACAAUUGUGAAAAAGAAAUAUCUUCGGAAAGUCCUAGAUCAACUCCUGAAGUAGUCGAUGAUGAAAUCGAUGAUAAAGUCGAGAUUAUUACUGCGGCAUAA